AUGGCACUCUCAAUGCUACCCUUACUAGCUCUUUCUGCGUUAUUCGUCUAUCCGAAUAUCGUCUCUGCAAACACCAACUUCACUUGUUCUGCUGACUCGACGCGCUCAUGUCAAACCUACCUCACGUAUCGGGCCAGACCACCUUACGCGAAUCUUGGAAACAUAUCUGAUCUGUUCGGUAUUAGUCGGUUGAGUAUAGCACAAGCUAACAAACUCACUUCAGAAAAUAAACUACUAUAUGAUCAGCUUUUGUUGAUACCUGUUAAAUGUAGUUGUAUCGAGAAUAGUUAUUUCGCGAAUGUUACAUAUUCGAUUAAAAAGGGUGAUAGCUUUUAUGUUGUCGCGACGUCUGUGUUUCAAAAUGUGACCAAUUAUCUUAUUACUUAUGUAUGGCAACCGAAAGACGAUAUGAACCCGAGUUUAAAUCCAACUAAUUUGACAGUUGGUGAGCCAGUGGUUUUCCCUUUGCUAUGCAAGUGUCCUGCACUGUUUCAGAAUCAAGAUAAGUAUCUUAUUACUUAUGUAUGGCAACCGAAAGACGAAAUCUUGCAAGUGAGUUCUAUGUUUAACACAAGCUCUUACAAUAUUGUUAACGAGAAUAGUUUUCGGAACUUCACCGCUGCAGCGUGUCUUCCGGUCCUUAUACCAGUUUCUAAACUACCAAUCUUCCCACCACCCGGUUUUAAAAGUAAAAGGUCGAAAAAGGGUGAGAUAACGUUUAUCGUGUUAGGAAAUUUCGGGUCGUUUUUUUUCUAUUUGUUCUGUCAUGCUUUGAAACAUGAAGCGAAUGUACCCACGAAAAACAGUCAAGAUAAAAUGCUUGCAACCGAAGAGCUCAAGAUUCUCGUGGUGAAAACAACCCGCGAUGCAACCGAAGAGCUCAAGAUUCUGCAAAGAGUGAACCACACGAAUUUAGUAAAACUAAUGGGAAUGUCAUUGGAUUUCGAUGGGAGUUGUUUUCUGGUUUAUGAGUAUGCUGAAAACGGUUCACUCGACAAAUGGUUGUUUAAGGGAUAAAGCCCAAAUGAGCACCAAGUGAA
This is a messenger RNA of Helianthus annuus (common sunflower), 1040 nucleotides long. RefSeq names its product serine/threonine receptor-like kinase NFP. The transcript is spliced from 2 exons. Lineage: Eukaryota; Viridiplantae; Streptophyta; Magnoliopsida; Asterales; Asteraceae. Bases 1 to 1017 code for a protein of 338 amino acids. The record is from RefSeq and is a predicted model, not a curated record. Gene Ontology annotation, biological process: protein phosphorylation. Gene Ontology annotation, molecular function: protein kinase activity; ATP binding.